This is a messenger RNA of Oxyura jamaicensis (ruddy duck), 8067 nucleotides long. It is a transcript of the gene MTF1, whose product is annotated as metal regulatory transcription factor 1. Gene Ontology annotation, biological process: central nervous system development; positive regulation of transcription by RNA polymerase II. The transcript has 11 exons. Gene Ontology annotation, cellular component: nucleus. The record is from RefSeq and is a predicted model, not a curated record. Bases 178 to 2361 code for a protein of 727 amino acids. NCBI's taxonomy places the organism in Eukaryota, Metazoa, Chordata, Aves, Anseriformes, Anatidae. Gene Ontology annotation, molecular function: DNA-binding transcription activator activity, RNA polymerase II-specific; RNA polymerase II cis-regulatory region sequence-specific DNA binding.
CGCGAGCCCCCGCGGCGGGCGCGGCGCUCCCGGCGUGCCGCGCGCGGGCGGAAGCGGAAGUGAGUGCGCUGGAAUCAUGGUGCCGCCGGGGCGGGGAAGGAGCCGCCGCCGCUGCCGGGGGCUCGAUGAGCUGUCGCGGCCCAGCCUGAGGAUGUCGCAGUGAGCGGCGGGGGAGCCAUGGGGGAGAACAGCCCCGAGGGCACCGCGCUGUGCUGCGAGGCGGAGGAGGAGGAAUUGAGCCGGGAGGACAACGGGAUGCGGUUCGCCGAUAAAAACGGGCUGGUCUCCUCUUCGUCCGGGACGGUGUACGACAGGACGACUGUUCUCAUAGAGCAGGACCACGGCGUGUUGGAGGACGAUGAGGAUGAAGGACAGUGUAGCGAUCACUUGCCUUUUUUACCCGAGGGUCAUGAAGAAGGAUUUCAUUUAAUAGCAGAUCAUGAAGGAAUGUCCCAGGGUUAUGUGCAACAUAUAAUUUCUCCGGAUCAGAUUCACCUGACGAUAAAUCCUGGCUCGACUCCUAUGCCAAGAAAUAUCGAAGGAGCAACACUCACUUUGCAGUCUGAAUGCCCAGAAACCAAGCUUAAAGAAGUUAAGAGAUACCAGUGCACCUUCGAGGGCUGUCCACGCACCUACAGCACUGCCGGAAACCUGCGCACUCACCAGAAGACACAUCGUGGGGAAUACACCUUUGUCUGCAAUCAAGAAGGCUGUGGCAAAGCCUUUCUUACCUCCUACAGCCUCAAAAUCCACGUUCGAGUGCACACUAAGGAAAAGCCGUUUGAAUGUGAUGUGCAGGGCUGUGAAAAGGCAUUCAAUACACUGUAUAGGUUGAAAGCACAUCAGAGGCUUCACACAGGGAAAACAUUUAACUGUGAAUCAGAAGGCUGCAGUAAAUACUUCACAACGCACAGUGACCUGAGGAAGCACAUUCGAACACACACAGGAGAAAAGCCAUUUCGGUGUGAGCAUGACGGCUGUGGAAAGGCUUUUGCUGCAAGCCACCACCUCAAAACACAUGUUAGGACACAUACUGGGGAGAAACCUUUCUUCUGUCCCAGUAAUGGCUGUGAGAAGACUUUUAGUACACAGUAUAGUCUCAAGAGUCACAUGAAAGGUCAUGAGAAAGGACAUUCCUAUAAUGCACUUCCCAAUAACAAUGUGUCUGAGGAUACAAGCCACUCGCUUUGUCUGAGUGACUUAAGCCUCAUAUCAACAGAUUCAGAACUGCGGGAGAACUCUAAUCUAACACAUGGACAAGACCUGAGCACAAUCUCACCAGCAAGUAUCUUUGAGUCUAUGUUUCAGAGCCCAGAUCAUACCACAAAUCAGGAAGACUCUAAGCAGACAGCUGCCUUGAUUGAAGCUUUUAAUGGUCAUGCAGACUCAGUCACUGCUGUUCCGCCUUCUGCAGGAGAUUCAGCGUCAUUGUCUCUUCCACUUGUACUGCAGCUUGGCAUCUCUGAGCCUUCGCAUUCAGCACUACAAGCCUCAGCAGCACCUGCUGCUCCCUCCAUAGGAACCAGCUCACAGCAAGCUGCAUUUGGAAAUCCUGCAACUGUUUUACAAUCCCCAGAAGUGCCUGUUCCUCACAGCACACAGUUCCCAGCCAGUCACCAAGACUUUCUGCAGCACACUCAGACACCACCGCAGCCCGUUGUACAAGGACUUUCAGUGGUUGCUGGGGCACCUGCCCCGACAGCACCGAGUGCCACUGAACCCCUGCCGGCUGUAGUUCAGACUGUGCCUGUUGGUGCGAACUCUGUUCUGACCAGUAAUCCAACUAUAACAAUUACUCCUUCGCAAAGCACCGCUAUUCUACAGUCCAGCAUUGUCAUGGGAGAGCAAAACUUGCAAUGGAUAUUAAAUGGUGCCACUGGUUCUCCACAAAGCCAAGAACAAAUGCCACAAGUUCCGAAAGUAGUAGAAAAGGUUUUUUUUACCACUGCAUUACCAGUAGCUGGCAACACAGGGAGCCCUGUUCAGCAGAUUGGUCUCAGCGUUCCUGUCAUCAUUAUAAAGCAGGAGGAGGCCUGCCAGUGUCAGUGUGCCUGCCGAGACUCUGCCAAGGACAAAGCCACCAGUAAGAAGGAAUGUUCCUCACCUGAACCGAAAGCUUCGGAGCAGCCAGCUCCCCAGCUGCAGCCUCAGACCUUUCCUUCCUCUUCCCCUUCUCCUUCGUGUGGGCAGAGCAGUCAGAUAGUUACCCCUUCAGACUCACAGACUGAAACAUUAAGUGCCAUGGAUGUAUCGGACUACCUGUCCCUCCAAAGCCCUGAAACCCCAUCCAAUAUAAUUCCAAUUGAAGCACUACUGCAGGGUGAGGAAGAAAUUGGUUUGAAUAGCAGCUUCUCUAAAUGAAGAUGUUCCAGAUUUUCUUUUGCACCUGGAGGGUAAAACCCUUCUCCUUAGAAGCAGAAACUGAAGGAUCGAUUCUUUUUCCUUCCUCUCUGGAAGUUUUGUGGCUUAUUUCUGCUUCACAGAUGUCAUCUUAGUCACAUCCCAGGUACAUCCAUCUUUGAGAAUCUAUCUAAAAAAAAGAAAAGUCAAAAAAAAAAAAGCUAAGUUAUAUAUGAACUGUUUUGGCUGCACUGUCUGUCACUUUUGCUUGUCAUAUGUGAACACGGAAGUUAAGGUUACUCGUGUGCAAAAAGAUUUUAAAAAGAAAAAGGGGGGUUAGUUUGUCUCCAAUUGCACAUCACUUAUGUUUGGAAUUUAAGGUACUGGCAGCGAGUGGGUCUUUGUUACAACUCCUUGGGUCUAUAAUUUUCUUUCGUCUCUUAUGUCUGAUACUAACCAUGCACUAUAAGGGGAGCCCGGGAAAGGAAAUUGCUGUAGCAGAAAAUGGUUUUGUUGUAGGAGAAGGUGAUUUAUCUGCAAUUUUUGGGGGGAAUGUGAUUGUCACAUCACUGUGUUGGGAGGUGAUGCCUGGAUUUGCAUUGUACUAACGCUUUUACUAAAGCCUACGGAAAUUUUUGGGGAGCUUAUUUCAGCAGAGCACAGGGUACUUGUGCUCCUGACAGAUCUGUUCAUCUAAUUUCAUUAGGACUUGAGAUAUGUUGGCAGAUACACUGCUUCACAACACGGAAACACGAUUGGAGCCCCUGCUCGCUCAGACUCAUGAGUCUGUUUCCUUUGCCUCUCUUUGAAGGAUGCAGUGAGUUCCGGACGUAGUCAGAUCGGUGUCUGCUGCUCUUUUGAUUUACUUGGCUCUGUUCAGAAACAAGUCAUCCUUAAACGAGCCCUCUGACUGUUUAAUCAGGAGCAUGGUGCCUUUGCUGGUUACUAUCAUCUUUUGUCAAGAACAAACCUAGGAAAAUUUCCAGAAUGAUUUGACAUAAAUUCAGUUUGAGUUCAGUGAGUUUAUCCUUCAGUUGUCCAGAAACGCUUCCUCCUUUCUGUUAAGCUACAUGAUUUCUGCCUGAAUCUGCCUCCAACCUACUGCAAUGCCAGCUUUUGUGCACGGGGCUAUUUCUUGACUAAAAGAUGUUACACGACAUAGUAGUUUUUCAUAUCAAACUGAAAGUCUAUAUUCUAACCUACUCAGGGUAAAUAAAACACAAACCCCCCUUCCACCAAAAAGCCUGUAAUGUUGCAAUAAAUGCAGUCUCAUUCUAAAUGGUUUAUUUAUGCUGCAUUAUUUUAAAAGAUGUAAUUUUAUAGUGUUUUAUCCAUCUUUAUGGCUUUGCCUGUCAGUCUUUUUGUGUUAAAGGAAAGAAUAUUAAAUAGUCUUUAUUCAGUUUACAGUGUUGUUAUUAGUGAGAUACAAAGAUAACGACUGUAAGCCAAUUAAAGUGGAGUGUCUCUGUGCACUAAAUUUAGGAACGCAGACUCCUAGUGGAUAGAGAUCUUUCACUGCUCUUUGCUCGUAUUUGAUCAAAGCUGCUCUCUGCACCUGCUGGGGACAGAAUCGUACAAAUGCAGCCAGACCUCCCCAGGAUCCCUGAGGAUUUGGAGGUUUUUAACCCUCUGGUGACAUGCUCCGUGUAGCCUUACCAACGUCACUGUCACGGUUUUAGCCGCCACAGUGGCUUAAGCUAUCUCUCUUCCGAUUCCCUUGCAAACGCACUGCCACAGCACAGAUGGAAGCGGGCUGAAGGGGGCUGGCUUUUCACCUCUCCGACAUCUCCUUUCCACUUGUUAAGCGCCGAAGGGCGAAACUAGGGUUGUGCCACUAGGGUGAAUGUGAGGGAGGAGAGGCUGUGCUGCGUGUCGUGUCACUCGACUAGGGCAGAGCGCUUGGUGUUUUGCUAAUUGCGGCGACGAGCUUAGGGGCAUCGGCUGAACUGGAAACACGCUGAUUGUGUUUCCUCUCUGAGCGUUGGCUGUGCGGUGCUGUGCAGCCCAUCACGGAGGGGAUGCGGGUCCUGCAGCAAUAAGGUCUGUGUCCACGAAAUGCGGAUUGACAAAGCAUUUGAUGUUCUGUUCUUGUCAUGGUGACCCUCGAGGACAGCCUGGUGGUGGCCCUCUGUUUUUUUUUUCUCUUUUUUUUCCCCCCUACAGUAUCGUUUUGUGAUGCAGUUUGGUUGCGUGGCAGCAAGAAACUGCUUUGAACACCGAAAAAAACAGCCUCAAGUCUGCGUGGCUGGGACUGUCUGCCCACGGAUGAGUGUCCUCCAGUUCCCUCCUGUAGAGCUUGGCCUUGAAGGAGCGUGAGGGGCGCCUGGAGCGCGUGGGGCUUCACCAGGGGGCACAGGCCACCGAGUGGCCUCCUGCCUUCCCUUGGCGUCGCGGUGUUUGAGGGUGCGUGGACGUGAGUGUGUGCGUGUGAGAGUCUGCUAACGCAGGAGCACAUAGGUUCCCCUGGAGUCGUGGGGUGUUCGCUGAGGGGGACGAGGGUACAAGAUGUGCCCCAAAAUGUGACAGCGGGGGGGGGGGGUGGCAACCUCUCCUGAGCCUUUCCAGCCUUCAGGGAAGCAUUUUUCCUCGCCAGUCUUGCUACUUGUGACUUAGUUCACCUAAAACUCGGUGAUUAGGCCAGAUAGCAUCUUCAGAAACUCCUUUGUGGUAGAAAUCAGUAAAACAUCUACCAAAGGCUUUGAAAUUGGAAGCUAAUGCGGAGGUGUGGUAAUUAGCAGCAGUAGGAUGCUGCUCAGAUCCUUUCCGAGGGGAGAUCAGAGGUUAACCCCUCUGCUGCUUUCUCUUCACAGCUACUGUUUCCUGUCGGUGUUGUAGGAAAAGCAACGUGUUCCAGGUUUAUGCUGACUUCUAGGUGCUUUGGGUGUGCAGUUACCCUCUUGUGUGUGCAUCAGACAGGCUGCAAUUUAGGCGGAACUAAUUAGAGCUUGGAACGAGUCGAGCGGUGUGAUUCUGUGAGCGCAGAGCCUGCUCUGCCACGAGCUGUGCAUCCCGCCCGUUGCGUCGUGCAGUUGUGUGCUGCUGUUGUUUAACUGUCGGGCUGUUUUCCCGAGUGACCCAUGCCGCGUGUACCCGACAUGGCUCGCAGUGAUCGAACGCUGCGCUGCUGGGGUGGUCAUUAACAGGAGGCGCGUGAGCGGCUGGCAAGGGGAAGCAGUCAGUCACAGCACAGCCCUGAGAUCCUUGGUGCCAGGGAGUUUUCUGCCCUUCUCCCCCCGUUGCCCAGGCAUUUCACAUACUCGCAGUACGAUUUUUAAUAAAGAAUGGAGUUUCUACCGCUGCAGAUCUGGUAAGAUGCUGGGUUCUCCCAGAAAGGGGCAUGUUCUGCUGGUGUGCUGGAGCCUCUGAGAUCAGCGUGCCCUCCCUCUGCAAAAUCUGCAUUUCCCAACUCCCUUUAACGAUCAGUCAGAGAGCAGGACUGCUCUGGGUCGUUCUGUGUUAAAGGAUUUGCUCUUCGGUGGCUUGUGGGGAUUUACUUGGUUACUUAAGAGUUUCUAGAUGGGUGCAGGAGCUUAAACAUGUUAACGGGUCUAAUUGCCACCGUCGGUAGCUGUAGCGGCCAAGCAGCGACCCAAGCAAGCAAACCUGGCACGCAGUUGAAGGCUGUAGAAGUUGCUUUUCAUGCUCGUAGUUGGUAGAGGGAUGGCAAAUCAGCACUGUUUAAAUGCUGGUACUGAAUUAUUUAGAACAAAGUACGAAUUGGGCACUUCUGCAAUGCUAACUGUGUCCAGAAAGACUAGUUCGCAGAACCUCAUACUGGUAUCUAAAAUGCACUUUAGGUUAUUUUAUCUUUAACCCAAUUGCUGCAAUUUCUUUUGUAUAUACUUUCACAAAGUUUAUUUUUGCUCUGAGUAAAAGUUAACAGGGGUGUGCAAAGAUGAGCACUUAACUUGGUGCAAUACUUGUAGCUAAAGAUCAUUGUCCCACGUGGUCGGUCUGUCUGUGUCUGUCUGAUGGAGUGUAUUUCGUGACUAGCUCGGUGACGUGUUGCCCUUCCCUGUCUGUACCCAAAAGGAAUUAUGCAUCAUUAGCAAACGUCCAAUCUAUGCAAAUAUCCCACUGAGAGCACUGUGCUUUAGCGGGCCUUUUCUCUCACGCUUUCUGGGGAGCUGCUUGUCACUUCUGUAGGGAUUUAGUACCUUCCUCCAACCCCGUUCCUCGCCUCCUCCCUCUCCUGUCCCACGAGCGUGAUCAGAAAUGGCAAGCUGUUCUGGAGCAGGCUUGUUGCACCUUUACAAUUUGUCUUCACGAGAUCGUUUUUGAUGUCCUGUUCUCUGCCUUACUUCACGGAGGAUGGCACUUCUGCAGUCAUCCCAGAUCUUGGUUUUUGCAACUGCAGCAACGUUGAACUGUUUACAGUACUCUUCCUGCACCGAUUAGAAAUGCGGCUCGGAGAACCCAUUAACGAUUGGCCUGCUGGUUGUGGAACUGCUGGGGGAAAUUCGUUAGGGCGUAAUUGACCUUGAGGUUGAUUGGAGAUGAAGAGCUCUUGCUGAUGGGUGGGGGUUGGAAACACAGCUGGCAGCUGAAACGGGAGGCAGCCAGGGCCGGGAGACCUCGGUGUCAGGAUCCUCAUCCUGCUGCUGGCUGGCUCUGCGACCUCGGGCAAGACACUUAACCUAUCUGUGCCUCAGUUUCCUCCCUGUAAAACGAGGACGUUGAAACCUUUCUCUGUAAAAUGCAUUAAGAUCUACGAGUGGAAAGUCCUUUGCAUUAGUAAUCUGAGCUAGCUGGACGGAAUUGUGAGAGUCGAUUUGGAUCGUAAGGCAAAAAAAACAAACUAAAAAGCAUGUCUUUAAAAACCCUACAAAUUUCUGAUCGCGCAGUUUUUAAUUGGUAUACUGUUUUCUCCUUACCAUAUUUUGGAAACAACGUCAAGUUUUUAUAAACGUUACCUGUAGUCGAUACUCACGGACAGGGCUGAACUUUUAACUUUUUUGCGUCUUGUCUCGAUAUAUAUCCUAUGUUCUAGAAGUUGGAUUCUGUGUCUGCACUGAGAAAUGCAAAUUAAACUGGAUAUUUAUGUAGUAGUGUACAUAGUCUAAGUGUGUGUGUUCUUGGAACUAGUUUAAAAAUCCCACACCAUGCUUUCGGUGGUGUGCAAGCUGGCCAAAAUUUGGUUCAUUAUGCAGUGUACACUUUCUCAAAUAAAUGCAGUUUCUACUUUUUCUUACAAGAAAUUUUUUUCAUACGAUCUUUUUCAGCAAAACCAAGGGUAUGUUUUUGCAGUACCGUAGCGACAGUAGCUGGCGUUUCUCGCUGCGUAGCUUUGUGUCCUUCCACUUGCUUUUUGAACCAGAGCUGUCUGUCUGACCCUUGUUUUGGAGAGAGAGUUGCAGUUGCUGUUCUAUUUCACACUGACUAGCAUCAGCGAGGCGGGCAGGGACGCGCUAACCUCAGGCCUGGCUGGUUACUGGAGUCGUCCUCGGCAUCGACAUCUGCAGAACUGUGAGACCAGGGAGUCCAGGAGAACCUUAGGCUGUCUACUUACUGCUUUUGUUUUGUUUGACACGUACGGGGAGCUGGGCAAUGGUCUUGGAGAUGACGAAAGAAACGAACCCCAGUUAUUCAAGAAUGUGUUUAUGGUGUUAAAGGAAUUUAUUUAACUAUGAAACAUGGGAACAAAUGUGCUUACAUUGAGCAAUGUGAAGAUGUUAGUUACAGGUACAGUACUUCCAAAGGAAGAGCAUCUCCAAAACCCAAAAAAAA